Messenger RNA from Prunus avium (sweet cherry), 1679 nucleotides. It is a transcript of the gene EIF3E, whose product is annotated as eukaryotic translation initiation factor 3E. The record is from RefSeq and is a predicted model, not a curated record. Lineage: Eukaryota; Viridiplantae; Streptophyta; Magnoliopsida; Rosales; Rosaceae. Gene Ontology annotation, cellular component: eukaryotic translation initiation factor 3 complex; cytoplasm. Gene Ontology annotation, molecular function: translation initiation factor activity.
CCUAAACCUAAAAGCAGCAAAACGACCUUCUUUCUCAACUCGCAGUUCCAAAACCCUCUCAGUCGCUUUAUAUCUCUCUCUCUGUCUCAGCUGUUGCCGCAAAACCCAGGAGCUCUCUGGCUAUGGCGGAGUACGACCUAACUCCACGCAUCGCGCCCAACCUAGACAGGCAUCUGGUGUUUCCCCUUCUCGAGUUCCUGCAAGAGCGACAGAUGUACCCAGAUGAGCAGAUCCUCAAGUCCAAGAUCGAGCUCCUUAACAAGACCAACAUGGUCGACUACGCCAUGGACAUCCACAAGUCCCUCUACCACACCGAAGACGUCCCCCAAGAUAUGGUGGAUAGGAGGGUGGAGGUGGUGGCUCGCCUCAAGGUCCUGGAGGAGUCGGCGGCGCCGCUUGUGAAUUUCUUGCAGAACGCGGCUGCCGUUCAGGAGCUGAGGGCUGACAAGCAAUACAAUCUCCAGAUGCUCCAUGAGCGUUACCAGAUCGGUCCACAGCAGAUAGAGGCAUUGUAUCAGUAUGCAAAAUUUCAGUUUGAAUGUGGUAACUACUCUGGCGCUGCUGAUUAUCUCUAUCAGUACAGGGCUUUAUGCACAAACAGUGACAGGAGUCUGAGUGCAUUGUGGGGAAAGCUGGCAGCUGAGAUAUUGAUGCAAAACUGGGACAUUGCUCUUGAAGAGCUUAAUCGCUUGAAGGAAAUUAUCGAUUCAAAGAGUUUCAGUUCGCCUAUGAAUCAGGUGCAAAAUAGAAUAUGGCUAAUGCAUUGGAGUCUCUUCAUAUUUUUCAACCACGAUAAUGGAAGAACACAGAUCAUUGACUUGUUUAAUCAGGACAAGUAUCUGAAUGCCAUUCAAACCAAUGCUCCCCAUCUUGUGCGUUACUUAGCGACUGCGUUCAUUGUCAACAAGAGAAGGAGACCUCAAUUCAAGGACUUUAUAAAGGUUAUUCAGCAGGAGCAGAAUUCUUAUAAAGAUCCCAUAACAGAGUUUUUGACCUGCGUAUAUGUUAAUUAUGACUUUGAUGGUGCACAAAAGAAGAUGAGGGAGUGUGAAGAAGUAAUAUUGAAUGAUCCCUUCCUUGGAAAACGAGUUGAAGAAGGCAAUUUCUCAACUGUACCAUUGAGGGAUGAGUUCCUUGAAAAUGCUCGUCUAUUUAUCUUUGAGACCUACUGCCGUAUACAUCAGCGCAUUGACAUGGGAGUGCUUGCAGAAAAGUUAAACUUGAAUUAUGAGGAAGCAGAGAGAUGGAUUGUGAAUCUAAUUCGCAGCUCAAAGCUUGAUGCCAAGAUUGACUCACAGUCUGGAACUGUUAUAAUGGAACCUAACCAUCCAAAUGUGUAUGAGCAACUGAUAGACCACACUAAGGCAUUAUCUGGACGUACUUACAAGUUGGUUGGUCAGCUUCUGGAACAUGCCCAGUCACAGGUUGCUCGAUAAAUUUUGUUCAGUUCCUAGAUAUCCAAGAUAUUCUCUGAAAUUUCGUUGACAUGUAACUGAGGUCUGAAUUAGCAAGACUAGAAAUCUUAAAUUUUUGCAAAGGAGUUCACAAGCUUUUCUCAGGAACAUGUUGAGAUUUGUUGGAUAAAAAUGUAAUUUACUUUUGGAGGCAUGAUUUUUUGUCGCACCUUUGGAGCUUGGCUUUGAAGCUUAUGGAUAAUGAGUUCAAAUUUUACUCUUGCA